Lycium ferocissimum is the source of this 432-nucleotide messenger RNA. RefSeq lists its product as uncharacterized. The transcript has a single exon. Lineage: Eukaryota; Viridiplantae; Streptophyta; Magnoliopsida; Solanales; Solanaceae. The record is from RefSeq and is a predicted model, not a curated record. The coding region runs from base 1 to 432 and encodes 143 amino acids.
AUGUGUGAGUAUCAUGGAACUCAUGGUCAUAGGACCGAAGACUGUCACCAAUUGAGAGAGGAGGUGGCUCGGUUGUUAAAAAACGAUCACCUUCACGAAUUAUUGAGUGACCGAGCCAAAGGACACUACAAAGGCAGGGAAAAUAAUAAACAGGUCGAGCCUGUGGAGCCUCAACACGUGAUCAAUAUGAUAAUCAAAGGAACGGAAAUGCCACGAGGCCCGAUGAUGAAGAGGACAAAGGUUUCAACUGUUCGAGAAAAACGAACCAGGGAUUAUGUAGCCGAAGGAUCUAUUUCCUUCAACGAUGAGGAUGCAAAAGGCAUCAUUCAGCCAUACAACGAUGCUUUGGUAAUUUCUAUUCUAACUUUUAAAUCUCAAGUUAAACAUUUUUUGAUUGAUCCAAGUAGUUCAGCCAAUAUUAUCCGAUGGUGA